GAUUGUGGAUUAUUGCAUCCGAAAACGAUUACAAUGGAAUACCUGCUUUGCCCGUCGAGUUUACAGGGAAGGGGAAUACUAUGAAGAAAUGAUGCGCUAUCUCCGGCGCAAUCUUGCAUUAUACCCAUACCAUCUUGCAGACUAUAUAUGCCGAGUAUUGAGGAUCUCACCAUUCAGAUAUUACUGUGACAUCCUGUUCGAAACUAUGAAGAACGUUUUGUAGAACAGGGAAAUGUAAUGAUAGGUGUGUGCCAGCCUUCACCCCCCACCCCUCAACCCCCACAAUUUUUUUUUUGGUUUUCCACCUCUUGCUUUAUCAUGGGCGUCUCAUGCACUUGGAGCAUGUCCAGCUAUCAUCACUCACUAAUGAUAGUAGAAGAAAAAUAUGGCUCUUCAGUCUUUUUGUAAAUUUCACAUACGUCCUAGUGUACAACAUGCCGGUUGCCAAUGGCUGUUGAACUCUCCUCCCCUGUCAUCCGCUCUCGGGCGCCUCCCUACAUGGAUCUCGGCUGUGCACUGGUGCUCACGGUGGUUGCGCUUGGGUUGUGCGUUCGCAACGACUUGGCUUCACUCCAUGCUCUUGGUAGCAAGCAAUAGCUCUCCCCCUCUUGUUAGCCAACAUACCUAACCUAGCAUGGCCUGGUGGACGCGGGCGGCUGCAAGAUUGUUGCUUGUGGAGCUGUGGUGCUCCUGCUGUUCAGGCUCGCGAGUGGGGCUGUGGACUAUGCUGGGCACUCGGAGCCCCGUCUGAUGGUGUCCUGGAUUAGGGGGUACUCACAACGUCGGCCUACCAUUCAUGGGUCGGGCUGAGGCCCACCGACAACCGAAGAAUGGGCCAUGACCCUCGGCAUACUCAAGAUUGAAUCUUUCGAAGACUUGGCGCACGCUUCAAGGCAUAUUCAAAUAUUCGACAUGUUUAUCUCUAGAUGCAACCGACCAUGUGUAACCCUAGGUAUCCUCGGCCCCUAUAUAAGCCGAGGGGUUUAGUCCAUAGAGGUAAGACUUUUAGACUCAUUCAUACGAUCUCGAGGUAGAUCAACCUGUACUUUAUACCCCAUCCACAGUCAAUACAAUACAAGCAGGACGUAGGGUUUUACCUCUUCGAGAGGGCUCGAACUUGGGUAAACACCGUCUCUCCUACUUCCUGUUACCAUCUAGCCGAGAUCACCAGCUCGGGACCCCUACCCGAGAUCUGCCGUAUUUAGCUCCAACAUUGCUGGCCUAUGCAGGUCCCACUGUGUGGUCACAAAGGCGCGAUGGCUCAUCUUCGGAUGACGACAACAUUGGCUGCGGGAAGACCUUCCUCGGACAACCUUUUGCCUUCGGCAGCAUUGUGCUGCACGCCGACUCAACUGGCCACCUCGGCUAGGUCGAGAAUCUCACCCCAGGCCAGACCAUCAGGUUUCGCAAUCUAGAGUAUGUCGUGACUCCCAUGGCGAGCUAACCGUUUCGGGCUGGGUGGCAGACCAGACUGGAGAUCUCACUGACGCCAUCGUCCUAGCACCAGAUUCAAUCUCGCAGCAGGGCCUCGGAACCGCCCAAACCUCAGGUCUAGCCUCUAGCUUGCAUCCGAGUACUACCCCGUCGAGUCAGACGUCAGAUCUUACCGACGCAACUGCCGAGGCUGCAUCCAGUGGCACCUCUGGCAAACUUUAGUUGAUCCCCGCCUACUUUUAGGAGAUGGGUGAGGCCGACAUCACCCUUCUGAACGAGAUGUUAGAUCGGAUUCAGGACCUUACUAUCUCAUACGAUCAUGCCUCGAUCUACGAUCAGAUCUGGGAGAAGGUUGGAGAGUUCGGAAUUUUCGGUCCACCCUCUACCCAUCUAGUCGCUACCGUCGAGGACUUAAACGAUGUUUUAGCAAGCACCUUCGAGGAGGCAGUCACCGGUGCAUGGUCGGCUACCUCCACCUAUGAUGUCUACAUGGUGGACACCCUUAAAGAUGGGGGAGGAAGCAGUAAACCACCCAAAUGCCGCUGAUGAGGCCGCCGUAAUGGUGGCACAGGCAACAACGACGCAAGUAAUGGGGGCACAAGUGGUGGUGAGAAGACCAACGGCGGCACCGCUCAUGACUGCAACAACGACCCGCAUGCCGGCGACGACCUCGGCGCGAACAAGCACAGUGACGACGCUAUCAAGGGAGACGACGUUGACCCAGCUGCCGCCGCUGCCUAUCUUCCCGAGGAGGAAGACGACAUGCCGCCGCUGCCUACCUUCAAGGAGCCUCGGCCAGAGACACUCCGCAAGCGCCUGACCAGCACGACCAAGAGCUACAAGAAAAAAUCCCAGCAACUCAGAACCGAUCAGGAUCAGCUCAAUGAUCGAUGGAUUGAGCUCCUGAGGGUUGAACAAGAACUCGAGGAUAGACAUGCCUUCGCUAAUUGGUUAUACCCCAAAAGGAACCUGCUGUCGGAGCUCGAUGGGGAGGCCGAUGGCAACGUGCUAUAAAAGCGCGACUGGGCCGAAGUGCCCGAUCGCCCUCCUCGCGGCCGAGAUUGGCCUACCGGCAGGAAUGAGGAAGUCUUCGAGACAACCGGGUGCCGAGGAGGAGUAAAUCCAACUCAGCCCCGCAAGAAAAAAAAUCUACGAGAGAGGCCACCAUUAAGGACAAAGCCUCCAUCUUGAUCAAUUUACAAAUCCAGGGAACGCCAGCCUGCUGGACAGGCGGGCUAUCUGGCUUGGCUCGCCAAGCAUGGUGAUGUACGAAACUACACGCGUGACCGACACGUUAUCGUGUCCGAUGCGCGUCAUGCUACAGCCAGGGGCCAAGGAGCUGCCCACCCUAUGUGCUUUACCGAUGAGGUUAUGUGGCACCAGUUUUCGUUAGGGUUUAAACCCAUAACAUUGAGUAGUAUGAAGGAACUACGGACCCCGCUAUGUGGAUCGAGGAUUUCCUCAUGCAUAUCCACAGGGCCUGAGGCGAUGAUCUCCACGCCAUAAAGUAGCUACCCUUGAAACUCAAGGGAUCGGCUUGGCAUUGGCUUAAUAGCCUGCCUAAAGAUUCAUCGGCAACUGGGGGGGACCUUGAGGAUGCUUACUAAGUAAAUUUCCAGGGCACUUACGCCCGACCCCUGGAUGCCGAUGACCUCGGCCAUAUCACAUAGAAGCCAGAGGAGUCGGCCAGAAAAUUCUGGAAUCGGUUCUUGACAAAGAAAAAUCAGAUAGUGGACUACAUGGCCGACAAGGCAAUCGCCGCUUUUAAGCACAACAUCCGCAAUGAAUGGCUCGCUAGAGAGCUCAGACAGGAAAAGCCUCAGUCUACGGCGGCCCUCACACUUAAUGCCUUGAUUCUGCGUAGCCGAAGACAACUGGCUAGCUCGGAAGAGUAACCGCAGUGGAGACCCAAGCACCUCCAAAGCACGCGAUGGGAACGAGAAGCCUCGGCGAAACAAGAAUAACAAGCGCCACAGAGCGUUUUGGUGUGGAAAACAGAGCGGUUGCCUCCCAUUCUCCUUUUGUCUUGAUAGUGCAUGCCUUCCUUUGCCUUUGGGGAUUACUCGCCGCGGGAAAGGCGGUACCAACGCCGCAUACGUCUUGGACCUUCGGUUGUCACGUAGUUAUCGGAUUCGCUAAAACAGCCUUUGAGUGCCGAUUCCGAUGGAUUGAUUUAGAACGGGGUUCAUAUUUGCUCAGAUCGCUAGUGAAUCAGCACCCAAUUCGUCGAACCCAAAAUGAACCAAAAAUAUGGAAUCGUUGGCUAACCUGGUGCGGGCAUGUGUGUAGCUGCUCGACCCUUCUACUGCUGGCCAGUGAAUAUGCAAUUGCGGCACAAACUUGGUGGCCGAGGAGCAGCGACCUCGACGCGGUGCAUGCAUGGUAGUGAUGCACGGCACAACGACGGUGACCAGGACGGGGUGGCGGGAGAACGACGACGACUGUCAAGACCUGGUGCGACAACGACGAAGAUAUCGAGUUUGACGGCUUGACUUCGUUCAGCAGCGCCCUGCUUUUCCGCAUCACGCCGCUUUAUAUAUAAAGCAAACACCAGAGCGAGAAAGAUACAACAGAUAAGUUCACACCACACACACACAUGUAGCACACAAACAUCGCACAACAGGGUUCUGCUGAGGUCACAACUCAACAAGCCCUAAACGAAAGAAAAAGGAAGCAGUGGCCAAGGGGGCGCCCCAAAAGGUCCAGAGCGGCACCCAAUACCCAAUCCAGAUCCGGAGGUGGUGGGGGAAGUGGAUGAGCCAAGCGGAAGGGCAACGGACGAAGAUCUGCAAUGAAGAUGUCGAUGGCGUCCCGAUCCUGCGGGUGGCUAAGCAGCCGCCAGAGCUGCAAAUAGCCACCCAUUUUGAAAAUCGCGUCAGUAGCACGUCGAAGAGGCGCACAUUGAAUCACAAGCCUAUUUCGGACCGUCCAUAGCGUCAGGGCCGGCCCUGGGGUAUGGCGGAUGGGGCGACCGCCUAGGGCCCAGGUCUGGUAGGGGGCCCAUGAUUGGUGAUGCAUGUAUAUGUAUAGCCCAGUAAAAAAAGUAGAAGGAGCAGCGUGAAUGCAUGAUGGACUUGGUGGCUGAUCGCUAGCGAGGAAAAGGUCAAGCGUCGCAUCGCUUCUCGCACAUCCAUUCAUCCGUAGGGAUCGCUACUUUCAAUCAAAGAAUAGAAAAACACAUCGCGAUCACUGCCUCAUCGUCUUUGUGUUCGUCGCUUGAGACUCAACCGUCGCUCCAGUUUCUUGCCGCUUGCCGCCGCUCAGCGCCCUGCUAGCUGCCGCCGCUACAGCCUACCGGCUGCCGGCCCUGGCUUCGCUCCCGAUUUUUGCUCUCUUGCACCGUGCCGUCGUUGACCCGUCUUGAUCUUGCCGUCCGGCCGUCCGUGAAGCUAAGAGUUCAUUGAUCACCGUCCUCUCAGUUUUUCAAAGAACAACCAUAUGAUAGUAUUCCAAACUUCACUGCUGCUGAUGCCCUAAGGCUGACUGGUAUUGGAAGAAAUGAAUUUAUUGAUAUUAUGAACAAAUGCAGAUCAAAGAAACUAAUGUGGAAGCUGAACAAAUCAAUCGCAAAAGAUUUACUGCCUACACAGCCUGUUGACUUCCCAGUCGAGCCUUGGUGGGGAGUUUGUCUGGUUAACUUUACAUUGGAAGAGUUCAAGAAACUUUCAGAAGAAGAAACAGCAACCAUAGACAAAAUCUGCAAAGAGGAAGCCAAUUCAUAUAUUCUUUUUGAUAUGAAGAUUAUAGAUGACCUCUAUAAAAGAGGGUUAGUGUACUUUGAUGUGCCUGUUUACACUGAUGACCGCUUCAAAGUUUCUAGGCUUGAAGGCUUUGUUUCUAACAAGGAUCAAUCCUAUGAAGACCCAAUCGAAGAGCUACUUUAUGCUGUAUUUGUUGUGUCAAGUGCUAAUGCUACUGUUGCUGAAUUGGCUGCAACUUUACAAGCUGACCUUUAUCAGCUGCAGGCAGCGGCAUCAUUUGCUUGCCGAUUGGGCUGGGCUGUAAAACUUGUGGAUGGUGACUCUGUAUUUAAAGACGAAGGUGAACCUCCAUCUCUCAGUAACAUUCUUAGUGAUGAUGAUGAAGGUUCAAAUGCAAGUAUCAACUCAGAAAAGUCCAAUCAACAGUUGCUUAGCAUCGAUACUAAUGGACCCAGGAGAAUAUCCGGGACAGCUCAUGUAGGUUUUGUUGUUGAUGCCAAUGUUACUUCAUACUUGAUGAUGGGUUCAUUGUCCCCAGGUCUAAAAUCUCAUGCUGUCACGCUGUAUGAAGCUGGAAAAUUAGGUGAUUCUUGCAUUGCGGAACUAUGCAGUGAUCUGGCUAGUUUAGAAGGAAAGAAAUUUGAGGGUGUGCUAGAGGAGUUUGCUAAUCAUGCAUUCAGUCUGCGGUGGUCCCUCGAGUGCUUAAAGUCCGGUGGAGUUUCUACCGAUGAUAGUACUGAUAAAGAUGGUGAAACAAAGACUCCAACAAAUUUAUUGCAUGAAAAUGUUACAGCCUAUCUGGCCAAUGCAAACAUCGAGGACAGAGCUGAGGAUGGCCUUGGUAAAGUGCCCCAGCAUAACUGCUCUACUGGUGUUUUAGAUAAUAAAGAUGAGAAUAUAUCAUCAGUGUCGAUGGGUUUACCAGAACGUGGGGAAAACAUGGUUAGAAUUGAGGCUCAGAAUGACUCAACUGGCACCAAUGUGUUGAUGAUAAAAAGGAAGUACACUGUUGAUGUCCUCCGAUGUGAGAGCCUUGCUUCACUUGCUCCAGCAACACUAGAACGGCUAUUUCUCCGUGACUAUGACAUUAUUGUGUCAAUGGUUCCUCUUCCUUCUUCAUCAGUUCUUCCUGGUCCUUCAGGCACGAUUCAUUUUGGUCCACCCUCUUAUUCUGCGAUGACACCUUGGAUGAAGCUAGUAUUGUAUACUGCAGGCCAUUCUGGACCACUAUCUGCUGUUUUCUUGAAAGGACAACGCUUCAGAUUGCUUCCUGAACCAUUAGCUGGUUGUGAAAAAGCAUUGUUAUGGUCUUGGGAUGGCUCUAUGGUUGGUGGACUAGGAGGGAAGUUUGAAGGGAAUUUGGUCAAGGGCAAUCUACUCUUACAUUGCUUGAACUCGAUGUUGAAGCAAUCUGCCGUGUUAGUGCAACCGCUUAGAAUAGAUGAUCUCAACGCAUCAGGAAGCCUUGUCACAGUAGAUAUCCCUUUACCCCUGAAGAAUGAUGAUCAUUCAAUUGCAUCUGUGGUAGCUCAAGCGAAUUUGCCAAAGGAACAGGUCUUUAAUUUGACCUCAGUACUGAAAGACCUAUCCAGUAAAUUUCAGUUGACCACGCUUGGCUACCUUCGUCUAUUAAGACUUAACAAUCUUGUCGAAUCGGAUAAGUUUCACCCAGAAAAUGCAAGUUACCAGUGGGUGCCCUUGAGUUUGGAGUUUGGAAUUCCCUUGUUCAAUCCAAACUUAUGUGAGAGGAUUUGUGAAAGGGUGGUUGCGUCUCGUAUACUUCAGAAAGAUGAUCUCACUGAACAUUAUGAUGUGAUGCAAAAUGUAAGGAGGCGUCUCAGAGAACUUUGUAGUGAAUAUCAAGCAACUGGACCAGUAGCUAAGUUAUAUAACAAGAGGGGAAGCUCAAGGGAUCUACCUCGCACUUUAAUCAAUAGUAUUAGUAGCAGAUGGGAUCCAGCAAAUGAUCCUUCAGCACCAACCAACACAAGAACCCCAAGUGAACACGAGAGGCUAAAACUUGCUGUCCGACAGAGAUGCGGCACAGAAGUUGUGGGCUUUGAUGGGAGGACUGUCAGGUCAUAUUCACUCUCUCCGGAGCAGGAAGAGGCUACCACCAAACACAUCUCUGACGAACAGUCAUCCACCCAUGAAGGAAAGCCAGAUCAAGAAGAUGCACACAGCAAGGAUGUAACCUUGCCAGGACUAAACCUUAUCUUUGACGGAGUUGAAUUACACCCCUUCGAUAUUGGUGCUUGUCUUCAAGCACGCCAACCUCUCUGGUUGAUAGCUGAGGCAUCAACAGUUUCAUCAACCCUCAUAUGAUGCGUCCAUGUGGUCAUCUCGCUUUUGCUCCAAUAUCUCCGUCUAUGCUGGUAAAUCAGAACUGAAACUGUUGCAACUAAUGCUUCUCGAAAGGCUUAUUUCAUUAAUCUCGACUCUUGAGGGAAUAUUUUGUUGUACAAAGGGUUCGGUGCCGUUUGAUGUGCCAUGUGAGGUCAGCUGAUGUCUUUCACAUGAAUGACCAAACAUUGCUCGGAGAUUGCAUUUGUCCA
Messenger RNA from Triticum aestivum (bread wheat), 7690 nucleotides. Its product is annotated as protein FAM91A1. The transcript has 10 exons. The record is from RefSeq and is a predicted model, not a curated record. The coding region runs from base 4950 to 7460 and encodes 836 amino acids. NCBI's taxonomy places the organism in Eukaryota, Viridiplantae, Streptophyta, Magnoliopsida, Poales, Poaceae.